AUGGAAGAACCCCCCAUCCCGCCGCCGGGGUCUAUGCCACCUCGUAUGACGACACCUCCUAUGCUCAAUGUUGUUGUUGAGGAAGCGGUAAAACCCGCUGCCCGCAAACGCAAGAAGCCGGAGGAUGGGACUGAAGUCCAGCCUCGCCGACUCAGGCGUCUGCAUGAAGCAUGUGCGCGUUGCCGCAGAAAGAAGAUUAAGGUGCCUUUCGCUAUAUGUUUGGUGACAACGCGUCACUGCGGAGAUUUUUGUGAUUCCAAGCAUCCUAGCUGCUCUGCGUGCGAGGCUGCUGGAGUCGAGUGCAACCAAGAAGAUAGACACAGGCAGACCCUCAAACCUCGUGGCUACACUGACCUUAUUGAGACGCAGAUCGACAAAUGCGCUGCUCUUCUCAACAAGUUUAUUCCGGGUUUCAAGCUCGAGUACCUUGACUAUCAUUUAAGCAACUACGGUGUAACUCCCCCACCACCUCCAGACCCUAACGCACCAUGGACGCCGCACGUCUUCCAACCGCCUCCGCCUCCAAUGUUUGGCCCGGGCAAUCACUUCCCACAAGGCCCACCAUUUCCACCGCCUCAAUUCCAGGGAGAGCAGUUUGGUCAGCCCGAAUCUAUGGUGGUCGGUCAGCCUGGUCCUUCGAUGGGCGUCCCGUUGCAUGGCCCGCCUCGGGAGAACAAUAAUGCGUAUGAUCCCAGUAUGCAUGGGGUGAGCAUGGCUACGUCGCCGCCUCCUAUGCUUGUGCAUAUAGAUAACACUUGGAAGGGUCAGGAUCCUAUGGGGAAUGAUAUGACGACUGCCGAUGGAUACACCAAAGCCUUUGGCGUGACCAAAGUAGUGACUAACGGACUCCAGGCGGUAGCUGUACCAAUGCCCGACGAUGUGAUUGAGGGUAUUACUCCCAAUCCUCCUGAAGUCCCAUCAGCAGUCUGGGACAGUGAACUCUGGAACAAGGAGCCCCUUCAACGACCUGCUCACGUUAAGAAAGACUUUUAUUUCCCUCGUGACCGCGUCUAUGCCCGUCACUGCGUUGAGGCCUACUUCCAAGACCUCAAUCCUCAUCGCCCAGUCUUUGUUCGUCACUCGUUCAUGGAAGUGUUCGAAGCAAUGUACGACUAUGUGGAGAACAAGUCUUCUCAACCAUCAGCGCGCGUGAAGGCAUUAAUGGAGGAUGCUGGAUUCUUGUUUAGUACCUAUCUUGUCUUAGCUCUAGGUGCUCUGCAUGAGGAAACCAAGAGGCAACACGCUGCUCAACCCGAAGAACGACCUGGCUUUCCUCGAGCAUCACACUUCAGCAUGGUUGCUCUUAUGGUAAAGCCUCAUUUACUCACUGGAAUUACGGCUUUGCAGGCUCUUAUUUUGCUUCAUUGGUAUCUGUAUAUCGAGAAGGAGGGUGGCUCGCUUUGGAGGAUUGUUGGGAACAUGAUGCGUGUAGCGAUUGAAUUGGGACUUCAUCACGAUCCAGAUGGUGGCCUCGAUAAACUUUUCACGCCUGAGGAAGCCGAGGAAAGGAAGCGUUUAUGGUAUAUCUGCCUCAUUCAUGACCGAGGGACGUCCGUUAUUUUUGGUCGACCUCUGUGCAUUCAGAAGGCGGAUUUCAACACCCCGUUCCCAAAUCGUUAUAUUAUGGGUCCCAACGGGGAGCAGCUGGAGGUCUUUUCUGAACACUUCGAGCUAUCCACCGAGCUCCUCCACAUUCAGGGAGACAUCGUCAACUCACUUUAUCGCCCUGGCCAAAUAACGGCAGACCAGAUGAUUCUUCGUUCGAUCGAGGUGGAGCGCUCUCUUGAGCGAUGGAGGAAGAAGAUGCCGCCUCCUUACCAGCAAUUCUUUACCCAUGCCAGUGGUACUUCGCUGGAGAAUCCUCCCAGGGUGCCAGUCACCAGCCAGGUGAACGUGGAUCGAGGACUAUCGCUUCUCAAAUAUACUAUUUUACGUAUGUUCCUGCUGCGAGCGAUCGUAUGCAGUCGAAAUAUUGAAUCUCAUGUGAGAUACAAAGCCCUUCAUGAUGCCGCCAUAACCUCUCAUAAUGUUAUCAUUUUGCAUGCGGACCUCACCCGCUACCCAGAGGUCGCAUUCUUCGUCUCUCCAAUCCCAAUCCAUGUCGCUGCUCUUCUGAUUACGUUUUCGACUAUCAUCAAGGUCGAUACGCUUGCCCUUGGUCUGGCCGCUGAUGACGUCGGAAUGGCUAUCCGGAUUGUUCCUCACUUCCGCUGGAGGUGGACCAACAAGCACCGCGAGAAUCAGCUCGUUACCUCCCUCGCGCAUAGGACUUAUGGCACUUUGCUCUCUGCCGCUGGUCCAAUUUCGCCUCCGCUCUGGUAUCCAGAGCACAUUUGGAUCUCGUCCGAAGUGUUGUCGUCUAAUGCCCCUCCCAAACUGGAUGAAGUCAUGCAGGCGGGACCAGGAAAUACACCGCUUGAGACUGGACUGGGGGAGCCGAAUCAUGCGAGAAGGGAGGCGCCAGACUCCUUGCAGAAACAAUUGCAGGCUCAUGCGCAGGCCACCGAAAAUCCUAUCGUUGAAGAGGUGUAUAACCACCUCGGAGGAGGGAUUGACAUCGACAAAGGUGGAGAUCAGCAUCACCAAAGCGUCACUAUGCCCUCGCAACGCAUCCCGGAGCUGCUGACGAACGUGACAUAUUAUGAAAAUAUACCGAACGCGUUUACCCCUAAUUUUGAUACACGUGAAGUCCGUCAUAGGAGACAGACUCAGGGACAUCAGGAGAAACCGGAUCAUCCGUACAUCUAAUAAACCAAUUCCCGUGGUCCCAAUCGAUUCCAAGUUGGUAUUGUUUCAUGCUGAGCGGUCAUGUAUCGUUAGCCUGUGUUUCCGCCCUUUCGCCUCUUCUUGAUCUCAUGAACUAUUAUGACUUCGUUUUGUUGCCUUUUGUCUGACUUGUAAACGAUUUGUUGGUUAGUUAUUUUUUGAAUGAUGAGUCAUAUUAGGCUUUAGACUAGAGU
Messenger RNA from Cantharellus anzutake, 2960 nucleotides. RefSeq names its product fungal-specific transcription factor domain-containing protein. Gene Ontology annotation, biological process: positive regulation of transcription by RNA polymerase II; DNA-templated transcription. The coding region runs from base 1 to 2748 and encodes 915 amino acids. Gene Ontology annotation, molecular function: zinc ion binding; DNA-binding transcription factor activity, RNA polymerase II-specific; sequence-specific DNA binding. The record is from RefSeq and is a predicted model, not a curated record. Lineage: Eukaryota; Fungi; Basidiomycota; Agaricomycetes; Cantharellales; Hydnaceae. The transcript is spliced from 6 exons.